AAAUAGUAGCUACACUGAAGGGAGCAGCGCAAAUAAUAAGCAUCGUCUUCUUCUUCUUUUUCGUCAUUGCCCUUUUUGCUAGCAGGGCACCGUUAGCGUCCUUUGCUUACUGCUGCUAUUUGUGCCAAGGAACAAAGUAAUUUUCGUGCAAUACCCACCGGAGGCUCCGCUCCCAAUAUCUCAUCAAGACAGAGAUCGUCAUGAAGGUUCGCCUCAAGUGCUGGAAUGGUGUUGCCUCCUGGCAGUGGGUGGCCAACGAUGACAACUGUGGGAUAUGUCGUAUGGCAUUUAAUGGGUGCUGUCCAGAAUGUAAAAUCCCAGGAGAUGACUGCCCAUUGGUGUGGGGUCACUGCUCUCACUGCUUCCAUAUGCAUUGCAUCUUAAAAUGGCUGAAUUCCCAACAGGUGCAGCAGCACUGCCCCAUGUGUCGCCAAGAAUGGAAAUUCAAAGAGUGAAAUCUGUGUUGUACCCACUAAAUUUAUUUCACAUCCCUUGUAAAUCUUAUUGCUGUGCUUGUUCCCCAUCAUUGUUUUACAAUAAAGGCUCUGUGUGUUA
Molecule: messenger RNA, 555 nt
Organism: Xenopus laevis (African clawed frog)
Lineage: Eukaryota; Metazoa; Chordata; Amphibia; Anura; Pipidae
Gene: anapc11.L
Product: anaphase promoting complex subunit 11 L homeolog
Exons: 3
Coding region: 201-455 (84 amino acids)
Biological process (GO): anaphase-promoting complex-dependent catabolic process; proteasome-mediated ubiquitin-dependent protein catabolic process
Cellular component (GO): cullin-RING ubiquitin ligase complex; nucleus; anaphase-promoting complex
Molecular function (GO): cullin family protein binding; zinc ion binding; ubiquitin-protein transferase activity
Source: RefSeq, marked provisional